Symbiodinium pilosum is the source of this 1768-nucleotide messenger RNA. The record is from the annotation of a GenBank genome assembly. Lineage: Eukaryota; Dinophyceae; Suessiales; Symbiodiniaceae.
GUACACCUGGUACAAGCUCAACGAAUGGAUGCAGGUUGAGAUUCUGCAGAUUUUCGGCCAGAGUCUGGAAACAGAGCCCUGGUACCGCUUCCCAUAUGUUCAAUUCAUGAAGGUCUAUUUCGACGUUCUCUUUCAAGAAUCGAGCAUCGUGCAGCGAAAGCUGGGCAUGAAGAAAGCCUUCGGAAGCAUGGCCUUUGUGACCUCCCUGGUGCCUGGAAUCAUCAUGGCUUUGUUUUUCGCACAGAUAAAGCUGCUUGCAAGGCCGCUGCUUUCAAUCCCCUCCAGCUGGGGGUUCGGUGAAAGUUACGAUGAAGCACAAGCCGUGGAACAACUGGUCGUGUUGCGCCCAAGAGAUGCACCAGAAGUGGAUUGGAAGAAGCUUGAUGAGCGGAUCACGGAUAUUGCAUGUCCUGUGGCAGGCUUAUUCACUAUGAAGGUUCCAACCUUCAAGGUCCUCACCGACAUUUGCAAGAUCUUUGCUAAAGAUGAGAACAUGACGGCUCAUGGCAUGAAGGCCAUGAAGCCAAAGCCCCAUGAAGGCCUCAACGCAAUCGAUGCCACGAAGGGCCUAUUGCUAGGGCGCGUGGAAGACUGGGCCGUGCGGCGAUGGCAGUAUGUCUUUGUCUUUCCCCUCGACACCGACAAUGACUUCUGGUCCGCACCAGCUCCAGAACCCAAUGAGAUGUGGGAAAGGAUCUUCACACGUUUGGACGGGACUGCUGAGAUGACCUUCAAAGAAGGGACCACGAACAAGCAGUUCCAUGAAGCUGUAUUCGAUGAGCUGGUUCGGAUCCUCAGUGGGCCGCAGUGCGGCUUCGAGAUCAAAACGUUCAGGACCAUAGAUGAAGACGAACUCUUCCUGCUGGUCAGCCUGCGCGAUCCAGAGGCGGUCAAGGCCAUUGCCGAGGAUGAGGAGUUUCCAGCCAUGCUCCGACAUGAUUCUGCGUAUGCCAAGCACACCUGCCCAACGGACAUCACAACAGGUCGUGAAAGUUUCUGGCUCUGUGACUUUGGCGAGCUCUUGGAUGGCACAAGACACACGAAUCGGUAUCCUGGAUAUGUCAGAUUCACUACGAGCAUGGACGACCUCUGCGAGGAUUUCAAUGCGGCAGAUCGCAUCCGAUUAGCUCGGCGUCGCAUCCGGAGGUUUGUGCGCUUGCAGGCCCUUCUCUCGGAAAAAGUGGUGAACCAGUUCUUUUGCGCCCAUACGUGGACAGACCUGCAGUAUUUUUACAAGAACAAACGUUGGAAUGAUCCAUGCAACCUCUCGCAGUGGCCAGCAGAGCACCUUCCAGAUUGUAUUCAGCAAUACUUUGGAGCAGACCUGUCUUUCUUCUUUCAUUGGUUCAACGCUUAUACGCGCUUCCUGUUGGUUCCUGCUCUGCUGUCCACGCCGAUGCUUUUGCAAGACGCUUUCUUCAAGGAGUCCAUCCCUGACCAGGUGCGCUGGGGAGAGUCAGUGGCUUUCUCAAUCUUCCUGGGAGUGUGGUCCACCACCUUCCUGGCAAGGUACAAGCACCUGAAGAAUCUCAAGGUCCUGAAGUGGGGCAUGAAGCAUCAUGAUACCGGCGUGGCCGAAGUGCGGAGGCAGUUCAGCGACAAAUACAGGGACAGCUGGGGCGAGUAUUGCCAGCAGCUCUUCCACUGGAUGCUCUGUGCUGCCUUCAUGGCCGAAACAGUUUUCGUCACGCUUUUCGCGCCCCUUCCGCACAACCCAUGGACGAGCAUAGCUGAGGAGAGAAUGAUCAACAAAAUCGAUCAGUUCUAA